CUUUGACUUCUCCUUCUCUCUCUCCCCUCUCUUCCUUUCUCUCUCUAAUCGCUGCGCCCACAAACCUCAUACCCACCAAUCACAACUCUACAACUUUGACCUCUCUCUCUCUCUCUCCACUCUCUUUUCUUUCUCUCUCUACUCGCUGCGCUCAUAAACCCCAUAGCCACCAAUCACAACUCAACAACUCUUCUCUCUCUCUCUCAUUUGUUCCUGUUCCAUAGAUCCCUCUGUCUCACAAUCCCUCCUCUGCAUUCACUCGUUUCACGCUCUUCACCUUUCUCUCUGUCUUUAACUCCAAACCCCACAAACCCAGCAAAAACCCGGCAAAAGAAAACAUCCCACUUUCUCCUCUUCAGGUCAGCCCUGUAAAAUCCCUCUCCUUUUUCUCACUUUCCUUAAUUGGGUUCUUGUUUUCCUUUCUGGGUUUCGUCAUAAUCUUCCAAAGUUUCCAUAUCACCGUGCAAGCUUCAAUCUUUCAUGAAAACUUGAUCCGGGUUUUGGUGUUUUUGUGAUGUAUUUGUGUUUUUGAAUCGGAUUCUAGGGUUUAUCUUUGGCAAUCCAAGAUCUAAUAUUUUCGAAUUUGCUUGUUGGAUCACCUUCGGGUUUGGAAAGGUUGGGCAUUUUUCAGAUUCCACAACACGUGCUUGCAUAAAAUCCCCACUGAGAUUCCUUCCCAAAUGCCACUCCUUGAUUAAUGCCUCUGUGGUCACAAAGACUUCCACUUUUCUGCAUUUCCUAUCUGGGUUUUCUCUCUCUUUGAACUUUCAAAGAGAGGAGAGAGAGAAACAGACGUAUUGGCAUACUUGUUAUGUGAUUAAUUGCUGCCCAGAUUGAGCAAACUAUCUUAAAAAAAAAACCAUGUUCAGAGGAAUGGAAAUUCCAUCUCCAACCUCCUAUCUGCAGAACUCCAAUUGGUUGUUUGAAGAAAGCACGGGAGCCGAAUGGACUGUGGAAGAGAACAAGCUAUUUGAAAAUGCUCUCGCUUUAUACGAUAAGGAUACACCCGAUCGAUGGCUCAGGGUGGCGGCUAUGAUCCCUGGAAAGACUGUUGGAGAUGUGAUCAAACAGUACAAGGAAUUAGAAGAAGAUGUUAGUGAUAUCGAAGCUGGGCUUAUCCCAAUUCCUGGUUACACCAGUAACAAUUUCACAAUGGAGUGGGUUAACAAUCAGGGCUUUGAUGGAUUGGAGCAGUUUUACAGUGUUGGUGGAAAGCGAAGCUCCUCGACUAGGCCCGCAGAUCAGGAGAGGAAGAAAGGGGUGCCAUGGACAGAAGAAGAGCACAGGCAAUUUCUGAUGGGCCUUAAAAAGUAUGGAAAAGGUGACUGGAGAAAUAUCUCUCGAAAUUUUGUGAUCACAAGGACGCCUACUCAGGUUGCUAGUCAUGCACAAAAAUACUUUAUCAGGCAACUCACAGGAGGGAAGGACAAGAGAAGAUCUAGCAUCCAUGACAUCACAACCGUCAAUCUUCCUGAUGUGAAACCCGCCUCACCAGACAGUACUUCUAAAAGCCCACCAUCAUCGGAUCUCUCCUCAACCCUGGUGCAGCAGCCACACCAGCACCAGAAGUUGGCCAGCAUGAGCAUUGACUGGAAAUCGCCCGAUGAGGGACAGCAAAUGGUUUUCGGUUCUGCAAAUGGGAACAACUUCAUGGGACCGUUUUGUGGGAUGUCUUCACAUGUACCUAAGCUUGAGGAGCAAAAUUUUCUGAGUGGCAAUCUUCAUGGAUCGCAGUUGGGACAUUACAACGCCUGUUUUGAGAUGCAAUCAAUGCGAUAUCAGUGAACGUGUGCAUUAGUUCGAUGUUUUUGGAGCGAGAAGAGUGUACUAUUUGACCUAUGGUGAACAAAAGUCGAUGAGGACUGAGAAUAGUUAGUCCCCAGGUUCUUGGACUCUACAAAAAGAUCAGUUAGUUCAUCUUGUGAUUUAAUAUUCGAAUUCUGAAAGUAUUGAUCCAAAAAAGGGAACUUAUUUACAUGAAGCUUUGAGCUCUAUGAUCACUCGUGAUGUUCUGGUUGUGUGCUUGAGGAGUUUGAGUAAAUAGUCAGAAAUGAGAUUAAUUUGGGAUUGAAAAUUUGCAUGUGUUUAUAAAGUAUAAUUUCUUUAAAAGU
Malus domestica (apple) is the source of this 2111-nucleotide messenger RNA. RefSeq names its product transcription factor DIVARICATA. Gene Ontology annotation, molecular function: DNA binding. Lineage: Eukaryota; Viridiplantae; Streptophyta; Magnoliopsida; Rosales; Rosaceae. The record is from RefSeq and is a predicted model, not a curated record.